Messenger RNA from Chenopodium quinoa (quinoa), 1136 nucleotides. RefSeq names its product 50S ribosomal protein L19, chloroplastic-like. Gene Ontology annotation, molecular function: structural constituent of ribosome. The record is from RefSeq and is a predicted model, not a curated record. The coding region runs from base 170 to 883 and encodes 237 amino acids. Gene Ontology annotation, biological process: translation. NCBI's taxonomy places the organism in Eukaryota, Viridiplantae, Streptophyta, Magnoliopsida, Caryophyllales, Amaranthaceae. The transcript is spliced from 5 exons. Gene Ontology annotation, cellular component: ribosome.
UAUGAGAUUGAAUAACGCAGAAAACUGAAAUGGAGAACUAGAUAAGGAGUUCCAUCCUCUAAGAGCACCAAACUCUUUCACUCCAAUGACUUGAAUUUUGCUCAGCAACUAUUCAACACCAAUCAAUUUCACCAUUUUCUCUCUCCUCUUUUAUUCUUCAUCAUCAUCAAUGGCGUCCAAGGUUCUUCCACAGGCACUUUUUGUAAUUCCUUCGAAUCACUCACUUCAAUGUCCUCCAUUGAAGAAGCAGCUAGGGUUUCCAAUUGAGUCUAACCGUCGAUUUUCUCUCUCCUACUCCAGAGGUAAUCUUACGGUUUCUAGGGCUUUGUCUAACCUCUUUAGCUCCAAUUUCAGCUCUAUGUUCAGUUCUCCGGCGAGAAAUUCGUUCGUUGUGAGGUCGGAAGCUGAGGGUAGUUCCGACGCUUCGGCUGAGAGUGAAGCCGCCGUUGCCGAGGAGGAAUUGCCGGAAGUUGAAGUCGAAGCCGAAACCGAAGCUGAAGCCGAAGCGAGGCCGCCAUGGAAGCCUAGGGUCAAAAUGGGAGAUAUAAUGGGGAUAUUGAACAAGAGAGCGGUUGAGGCUUCAGAUGAGCUGCGUCCUGUGCCAGACAUCAGGACUGGAGACAUUGUGCAAAUCAAAUUGGAAGUUCCAGAAAACAAGCGUAGGCUAUCCGUGUACAAAGGUAUUGUGAUAUCUAGGCAGAAUGCAGGUAUUCAUACCACCAUCCGGACUCGAAGGAUUGUUGCUGGUAUUGGUGUCGAGAUUGUGUUUCCUCUGUACUCACCAAACAUCAAGGAGAUAAAAGUCGUUGCUCACCGGAAAGUCAGGAAGGCGAGGCUGUACUAUCUACGAGACAAACUUCCCAGGCUCUCCACUUUCAAGUGAAAACAUAAAAUUUGCUGAAGCAAUUUCAUCUUGGAAGCCCUUCAUGUUUUUGUCAUCGUUUAUGGUUUACAUAUUGUAAGAAUUUUGUUUUAAAAGAUCUAAUAUCUUUUAGGGAAACUGUGUAAUUGUAAUAUUGGUGCUGGAAACCUGAUUUCCUUUGUAGUAGAGUAGAUCGAAAUAUGCAAUGUAUAAUAUCUUCGAGAAUACUUAUCAGAGUAAUGCCAAUUGUUUGUUAAUGUUUGUUGAUACAAUC